This is a messenger RNA of Serendipita indica DSM 11827, 2952 nucleotides long. The record is from the annotation of a GenBank genome assembly. Lineage: Eukaryota; Fungi; Basidiomycota; Agaricomycetes; Sebacinales; Serendipitaceae.
AUGGACGAAUCUGUGCAUGAAGAACUCCCGUCUCAGUACUACAAUGACCAUAGAGCACUCCACCAGCCGAUGGUUGCUAUUGCUAACAAGACAACGUGGAGUAAUCACUAUCAGACGCAGUAUGGUCAUCAAUCUUACCUGCAGCAUGGAUCACAAGCUGCCCAGGUGUCGUAUCCGCCGUACUCCACCGCUCAAGCACAUAAUUUGCAGAGCACCGGUACUUCGGGCCACCAUUACCACAAUCUCCAUACCACGUUGUCUACCCAGCCCACUCCCGCCGAUCCUACCGCUGCUGGAUAUUAUCACGAAGAUCCUUACCCAACACUCCCCCAAUCAGUAGGAGGUAUCUCCGCUGGGUACCGCCAGGUUGAAUACUACGAGGGACAUGGUAGCACCAGUUUGGGUAUCCCUUCACCACUUGCCCAUCACCACCCCGGUCAGGAGACCAGAGUCGCCCAAACGCACGACCCUCACGAACGCGAACAUAACCCCCUUCCAAUGUCUAGCGAUGCUCAUCCUCCUGGCGGGCACUUGCAACGUCUCAAUUCGCCUCCCACAUCAUACGGGGCCGCCGCCAGUGACCGCAACACGGAUUCGUCAGAGGAUGAGGAGCAAUGGUUUGACCCUCGUAGCGCCGAAGACUUGCAGGAUCAGGAUGCACAGACUGACUCCGACAGCAAUGCUGGUAGCGACACCAACAAAAGCGAUCCCAGCGGGUUUGAGAAUCCAACCGGUAUUCAUAUCAUCACCCGUCGUCAUCGUGUGGACUUCUCGCGACGUCAAAAUACAUUCGCCCCUCCAAAGCGAAGUGCCCAGGUGCUGUGGAAAGAUUUUCAUGCAGGAAAUAACGCACAGAAAAUCAACUACGUGGCGCAGAAGUACAGAGAUGAAGUGACGGACGAGAUCCGCUCUAUUAUUGCCCGCAGAAUGAAGCAGAAGGAGCAAUUUCCAUUGGACGGAUCGCAAAUCAAGGCAUGGGAGAAUUUUACGACCCUCUUCUCGCAAAUUGAGAAGACAUUUGUACUAAUGACACCUCAGCAUAAGCGCGAUCUCGUCAACAGUGAAUGGCAUUCGCUUGUUCGCGAUACAUACUCGGCUUUCAACUGGCCAUCUCUCGCUGUCAUUUGGAUCCCGGAUGCCAACGGCGGGCCUCCUGAAGCAAAGAUGAUUGCUAUUCAGCCUGAUGGUGCACCGUCUUGGGUGGACUGGCAAUCCAAGGCUGACCCGCGAGUCUGGCGUCUAGUAAACGCAAGCUUCCAAGGAUAUGCAAACCAAUUGUAUCAAGACCAGGCAAAGGAGGACAUGAAUGCGAUUGAGCGCGAGUUGAUUGCAGAAAAAAAGAGGCCUCGGGAGAAGGCGUCGAAGAAGGCAGUUGAAACUCAGGUCAAUCCACAGGAGGAUCGUCACGCUCCCCACACAACGGUCUUCACAAGCAAGGAGGGGGAUUUCACCUCGAUUGGAGAGCGCGAGGGAGUCAGAAUCAUCGAGAACAUACGUCCAGGUAUGCCCAGGUAUCCAAAUCUUCACCUGGGACGCACAAUCCUGCGCUUUCUCAUCUCAGAUCGUUACGCAAGUCGCCGAGACGCAAUGCGUCCAAUGAUGAAGGAUGGCAAGCUUGAGGCUCCGACAAUACCAUGGAAGAGAAUUUCGCGCCAUCUCACGCAGAUUGCAUACUCCGACUACUUUCCAAAGAUAAAAGAUGAAGCGGGAAAGAUUUUACCUCCCGAACUUCCUUUUUAUAAGACGAGUUGCCCUAGCAAGCAGGUUGUUGACGCGUGGCUCACUUGGUUUGCUGACAUUCAGGAUGGCGGCAAUGAAACAUGGGAACAUGGUAUGAUCUUCAAGCAAACCCUCAAGAAUCUCGCGAUUAAGCAGUUUGGUAAUGUGGACAACAGCGACAAUGAAACGCGCCCAAAUCUCAAUUCAGAGGAGCCGUCUUCUCUGAAAACACCUCUUUUCUUGACAGAGUCGCCCACUUGGCCGCCGCUACCACUGGCAGACACCCCUCGACCAUCUUUGAUUGAUGAUUUUGUUGUGCAGUCAGGGCCGAUCCAUCCAUACUUACAAGUCCCAGGGCCAUCUCAGUCCUCUGAUUUGCAGCCUCGGAAUGUCUCUCAGGGCCCCCUUGCUGAACUUCGUGGGUUACCUCCGUCGACUAAGGUUCCACCUCCAACUGAACAAGCUACAGAUCGGCCACAAGCUCUCAACAAGUCAAAAUAUCAUCUCGGACGUGCAAAGAACCCGGACACAAGUUCUGGCAAACCGCUGAGGAAGAAACGGAAACUUGACCCUCCCGAUCCUGACAGUCUGCGUCGCUCGGAGCGCCAGAAGCAACCAGUGGGACUAAGCGUGUCGGAUGGGGUAAAUUCAAGCGCAAGCACAAGAAGGAUCUCUCUUCGAACGCUCGUGCCCUCCGCCGUCUUCAUACUGCUUGCGAGUGUGCGAAGCGCACCCUCUCCUCGGCUGCCCAUUCAGACCACCAUCGAAAUUGACCCGCUCUUUGAGGGCAUCGACUUCCACACCUCCAUUAUCCAUGCUCAUUUCAAAGGGCUUUCCUAUGACCUCUUCUAUGGCGGUACCCACGACCUGGUCAAGAAGGCCUUAAGAGACUUGCGGAAUGACAAGUCGAACGUCCAUAAAAUCGACCUCUUUGCAAGGAGGCCAACAAGAGCAUCAACCCAGACUAGGCCAUCACGCGUCGUCUAUGGUGCCACUGUCCAUGCUAUCAUACCCUCGGGUGACACCUCGGAGAAGACCCAGGAGAUUCUCUUUCACAAUAUGGCCCCACUCUCCACUGACAUUGAGACUCCUGGUGGUGUCAUGACCACUCUCAUCACAUGCAACACCGCCGUCCCAACCGAGAAGCUUGAGAUGUUCUCCACCUAUCCCAAGGGUUGCUAUGGGAAGUAUGCAAUGAGGAAGCCACAGGAAUACCUGAUUUGUCUAUCCUAA